This is a messenger RNA of Musa acuminata AAA Group (dessert banana), 1341 nucleotides long. RefSeq names its product probable protein phosphatase 2C 12. The record is from RefSeq and is a predicted model, not a curated record. The transcript is spliced from 5 exons. Lineage: Eukaryota; Viridiplantae; Streptophyta; Magnoliopsida; Zingiberales; Musaceae. Bases 83 to 1096 code for a protein of 337 amino acids. Gene Ontology annotation, biological process: peptidyl-threonine dephosphorylation. Gene Ontology annotation, molecular function: protein serine/threonine phosphatase activity.
GUGCACUUGGUAUACUUUGAGGAUGUGGUGGUGGUUGAGCCAAAGUUCUUAGGUAGAGAGAGAGAGAGAGAGAGAGAGAGAGAUGGGGAUCUGCUUCUCUUCUGCAUCACUGGAGAAGCAAGUGCGUGAUGAGAAUUCAGUGUUUGUGCUGGAAGACGAUGAUUCGUGUCCGGAGAGAGGAAUGAGAAGGCUUGCCUGCCUCUAUUCUCAGCAAGGGAAGAAGGGUCUAAACCAGGAUGCUGCAAUCCUCUGCAAGGAUUAUGGAGUGGAAGAUGGAGUUUUUUGUGGGGUAUUUGAUGGGCAUGGAAGGAGCGGCCACAUAGUAAGCAGGAUGGUGAGGGACAACCUGCCUGCCUUGCUUCUGAGUCAGCACAACGCCCUUCUGCUGGACGACGAAGACCACCGCUCCGCCGGCGGCGACGACACGAGCUCGGCCGACGGUGAGGAAUUCUCCGAUGUGUCGCCUGACAUGUUCGAUGAGUGGAAAGAGGCAUGCAUCAAAGCCUUCAGAGACAUGGACAAUGAGCUCGAAGAGCAGCUCCACCUGGACUGCUCCUGCAGUGGAUCCACGGCAGUAUCAGUCAUUCAGCAAGGGAGGGAUAUGAUCAUCGCCAACCUUGGAGAUUCCAGGGCGGUUUUAGGAACAGUGUCGGAAGAUGGUCGCCUCGAAGCUGUUCAGCUCACGAUCGAUUUGAAGCCUAAUGUGCCCCAAGCAGAGCGGAUAAAGAAGAACAACGGCAGGGUCUUCGCGCGCAAGGAUGAGCCGCACGUCCAACGAGUGUGGCUGCCCGACGUGGACUUCCCGGGGCUCGCCAUGGCGCGAGCUUUCGGCGACUUCGAGCUCAAGAACUACGGCGUCAUCUCCAUCCCUCAGGUCGCGUAUCACCGCCUCAACGACAGAGAUCGGUUCGUGGUUCUCGCCACCGACGGGGUGUGGGAUGUGCUCGACAACGAGAUGGUCGUGUCGAUCGUGUCGUCCACGGGGAAGAAAGAGGAGGCGUCGAAGGCGGUGGUGGAAGCAGCAGUUCGAGCGUGGAGAUUCACGUUUCCUUCGUCGAAGGUGGACGACUGCUCUGCUGCUUGCCUCUUCUUUUAGAGCUUGACGCAGUCGAGGAAGGCGGAUGGCCGUGGAAGAAGGCUUCCUUGCUGGUUCAUUAGGCAUAACAGAGGCGAAUCUUGCACUGAGUUCGAUGUAAUCCGGAAAGCAAAUUAGAGAUCACCUGCGCUCAUGCUCGCUAAACUUCUCAGAGUUGGAUGCAAAUAAAAGACAUCAUAUACUUGGAAAAAUCCAUGGGCAAAAAUGACUCUGUUGGAUGUUAAAUUUUAGCUUCCUUUAGAUCA